Molecule: messenger RNA, 1138 nt
Organism: Ceratina calcarata
Lineage: Eukaryota; Metazoa; Arthropoda; Insecta; Hymenoptera; Apidae
Exons: 2
Coding region: 192-977 (261 amino acids)
Biological process (GO): cellular response to hydrogen peroxide
Source: RefSeq, a predicted model, not a curated record
GUGCGGCGAUAAAGAAAAAAGGCGCGAGCAUAAUCCGAGAAAGAAAACAGCGCAGUGAAUGUCGCCGUCGACGAAUUCAGGUUGUCGUCAUCACCGUUCUAACCUGUACCGAGGGACGUUGUAUUCUUCGUUCUGGAAUUUUCCGACGCGCUGUCAACGUUUGUUUGCCAACAGUGAUUCGGCAUGAUGCCAUGUAUUCGAGUACGCUGAAUGCAGAACUGUGCAAAAUCGUUACCAUGGCCGACGAGGUAUUGCCGGCGAGUUUGGAGAAACUCGAAAUUGAUCGACUCUCGUCGAGUUGUCCACAUGUAACACCAACUGAAAAGGCACAGUCACAGAAUCCAUUUCGAACAAAAAGUAAAAAUGUCAGUUCUGACAGUAGUCAUUUAUUUCAAAAGAAAUCCAUGCCUGUGAGGACAACGUCAACUGUAAUUGGUCCUAGAGGGGUGAAAAGCACAACGAAUUUCAAACCAUCAAAAAAUGAAAGAGUAUUGGAUAAGAAAAACUCGAUAAUCAAACAGGCUGUUUUAAAAUUAAAUUGUAUUAGUGAUAAUCUAGCGGAUACGUUGCUUAAAGAAACAUGUAAAUUUAGUAUUUGUGGUAAAAAUUCAAAGAUCUUUGGCCAUGGUUCAGUGACAAAGGACUUUAAAGCACUAAACAUUAGUCAAGACUCUAGGCAAGCUAAGGAUGACACCAGCAUUCAAGAUAAUUUUCAAGCUAGUAGUUUUCAACGAGCACGUAGUAAUACAAUGCCAAGCUUAAAAAGGGGCCCUGGACCAGGCGGAGGUAACGGUACCAAUCAAUCAGAAACAACCAGCUCCGCUGGUCAGCCUUCGAGUUCAAACACAUGUUCGGUACAAGCAAGAAUAUCUCCACCUCCGUGCGAUGUCACUAUUGACGAGCUUGCCAGCUACUUCGAGGAGUUUGUCCAUAUUCCAAAGAAGAUGUCACACAUGGCAGAAAUGAUGUAUAUUUAAUUAUAAUAUAUUGAAUUGUAACAGAUUUCUUAUACAGUUUUUUAAGGGCUGACAUGCAAUGUUUAUGCAUGAAUGCGAGUCUAAAUACUGUGUUUGCUAUGGAUCCAAUUUAAUUUGGUACCUAAAUUAUAUAUAAUACACAACAAAAAAUGCAAAAAAAG